Molecule: messenger RNA, 1678 nt
Organism: Moneuplotes crassus
Lineage: Eukaryota; Ciliophora; Spirotrichea; Euplotida; Euplotidae
Source: the annotation of a GenBank genome assembly
AUGGAAAAUUAUUGUCCAAUCCAGAAAGUCUCUCCUUAUUGUCUGUCAAACGUAUUCCAGUACUUUGAUGCUCAGGAGUUGUGUAGGUAUGCUGCAGUCAGCAAGCAGUUUCAUGAGACUUCUCAGAUAGACUACCUCUGGAAGGCGCUGUCUCAGAACGAAUGCAUCUUCAUUGCCAAGCGCAAAGGCAAAACUUGGAAAGAGUCCUACUUCAGAAAAGUCAUCAACAUCGACAAGAACAUGAGGAUUGGGAGAAGAGACCCCGACACUGAUGCUACAGUCUACAACUAUGAAAUGGCUCCGAUCAGGGAGCAUGAUGCCCUGAUCAAGCAGGUAGAGAUCCAUGGGCAUCUGGUGAUAUCUUUGGACAUGGAUGGGUACAUCACGCUGUCAUUCAUAUCUUAUGCAGACCAAGAAGAGUACAAGGCUCACAAGAUUGAAGAGUUCGCUCAGAGGCAUGUGUGCAGGUUCCACUACGACGAAUCUGACAGAUCUCUGCUGGUGGUCGAAAACAGAAUUGACAAAGUGGGACUGUGUCUGUACCAACUCAGCAUUGACGAAGACACAGAGUCAGCUACUGUAGCCUCUACAGUUUAUAGCGGUGAUAUUGAUAUCAAGCUUGACCCGAACUGCAUUGUGAGAGUGUUCAACAAGUUCUUGGUACUGUGCCCAGACUACAGGAUUGAUCGUUCAUCUGAGUCGUCCAACAUAAUCUACAUAGCUGAUAGAGGCACCGGAGACUUGCUCAGAAGUAUUGCAAGUGAUUCUGCGCUUGACGACAUGGACAUCGACACUGGAGCAGAAGAUGCAUCGAUCGAUGUGUGGAAGCAUUUCGGCCAAGACGCUCUCAAGCUCAGUGUGGGCUUCGACAGGAUCAACGAUGUGAUACUGCUGCCAGACUCCUUGUGCAACAUCGAUGUGUUCAGCACUCAGAAUGGCAAGUUCAUUGUUAAAGUUUGAGUCAAAGAACACAGAACUGAGGAUCCUGAAGACAGGCUCUCCAACGAUAUAGGAGAGAGCAUUUUUAGCAUAACUGUCAAAGAAAGCUUUAUUUAUGUUGCUACAAACUUGUAUCUGUAUGUGCUGGACAGAAUAACUUACAAAGUGUUGACUGCAAUGAAGUUGCAAGGCACCCCAGUCAAAGUCAAGUUCUUUCCAGUGUCCAGAAUCGAAGUUGAAAACAUUAGAGACAAUAAAGAUGAACUCUUUAUUUCGAAGGUCAUUCUCGGGUUCUCUGACAGACACUCUUUGGCUUGGAAUUCAUUCUAUCACACAAUCGCACAAGAAGAAGCCAAAGAUGAGCAAGCCAGAGUCACCACCACGGCCAUACAUAGCUUAAAAUAAAGUAUCAGAGGGAGUCCUUGAGCGAGGAGAUGGCGCACACUAUCCUUGGGGGCUAAGAAGACCUAUCUUCAAUAACAUCCAAGCCUCAGAACAUGUGAAUAGCGUUGACAUCAACAACGCCAUUGCAGCCUGAGCUGCCAAAGAUAUGAAGGUGAGCAUCAUUGACCUGGAGAGCGGGCAGAAGCACUCGAUCCCUGCAGGGUCACGUGUGGUGAAGAGUUACAAAGAACAUCCAUCGAAGCCAGGAGUUUCGGAAAUCAAGAUAUCUGAAGACAAAGUGCUACUGGUGCUGGGUAACAUCAUGCGGGUGUAUUCAUUUGAUGUAGACAUAUAG